Messenger RNA from Salvelinus fontinalis (brook trout), 2723 nucleotides. RefSeq names its product angiotensin II receptor, type 2 (gene agtr2). Lineage: Eukaryota; Metazoa; Chordata; Actinopteri; Salmoniformes; Salmonidae. The record is from RefSeq and is a predicted model, not a curated record. Gene Ontology annotation, cellular component: membrane. The transcript has 2 exons. Gene Ontology annotation, molecular function: angiotensin type II receptor activity. Bases 182 to 1291 code for a protein of 369 amino acids. Gene Ontology annotation, biological process: immune response; regulation of vasoconstriction; G protein-coupled receptor signaling pathway.
GUUCCUCUUUCAUAGACAUGGAUGACUCCCUAUGGGCCAGGACAUAAAAACCACAGAACCAAGUCUUCAUACAGCCAGUGUUCAGGCAAACACAUCACGGGACUAACUUUCACUGAACAGGAGAAGAUAUAAGGCCUUAGUGGGAGUUGGCUGUAAAAGCAAUCACGGACACAGAGUACCCAUGGCAUCGACACACUCUAACCUCUCAAUGGCCACCAACUCGUCAGAAGAUCUAAUGAUCAAUUCUUCCUCAUGUGAUUCCAUCUCCCCCUCGCUGCAUCAGAACAAGCUGAUCCCCACCAUCUACAGUGUCAUCUUUGUCCUUGGUUUCGUGGGCAAUAUCUUGGUGGUGUUUGUGUUAUGUCAAAAGUCCAACCGUAAAACAGUGGCCAACACUUACAUUGUAAACUUGGCCCUCUCAGAUCUGUUGUUCCUGAUCAGCCUGCCUUUCUGGGCAGUCUACUACUCCUUUGACUACAACUGGGUGUUUGGUGGGCUGAUGUGUAAGCUGUGUGGCUGCCUCCUCUCCCUGAACGUCUACGCCAGCAUCUACUUCAUCACCUGUAUGAGUGUGGACCGAUACAGAGCCAUUGUCUAUCCCCUCCAGUCUCAGUGCAGCAGGAACCUGUGUCGUGCGCGAGUGGUCAGCGGUGUGAUCUGGACCAUCGCCGGCCUCAUGACCAUCCCCACCAUGGCCUUCCGAGACACCUACCACCUGAAGGAGCUGAGGGUCACGGCCUGCGUCCUCAUCUACCCACCUACCCAGCCCUACUGGUUCCCAGGCCUGGCCCUGACCAAGAAUAUCCUGGCCUUCUUGGUGCCUUUCACAGUCAUCGCCAGCUGCUACUGCCGCAUCGGGAAGCACCUCCUGGGGGGACAGCCCAGCCUGGACAAGAGUUCCAGCAACCUGGACCGCGUAAUGAAGAUGGUGGUGGCUGUGGUGCUGGCCUUCUUCGUCUGCUGGUUCCCCUUCCACGUGCUGACCUUCCUGGACGUCCUGAGCACCCUGGGGGUGAUGCACAGCUGUUGGGUGCGCCAGGCCAUCAUUACCCUGAUGCCCUUCACCCUAUGCCUGGGCUUCUCCAACAGCGCCAUCAACCCUUUCCUCUACUGCUUUGUGGGGAACCACUUCCGGGAGCAGCUGUGGCGGCUGUACGAGGAGAAGGCUCCCAGGCUGUCCCAAAAGAGAGACUCCAUCAGCACCAGGCUCAGCUCCUUCUCCAGGAAGCUCAGCGACCUCAAGGACACAGGGCCACUGGAGACUCUGGACCAACACAGUAGGGGCCCCUAGUCUAGGGAGGUUACAUGGCAGGACUAUGAGAGGCCUGUCUGUCAGAUGUGUAACAGUUGACACCGGGGAUCCUGACUGACCCCCAGGCCUAGUCUCCAGGGGACGUUAACCCCCCUAUCUACUCCUAAUUAGGGACAACCUGCAGGCUGGACAGAGGGAAUAUAAACAUAGAUUUAAAUGUCAGUUUAACAUCCCAUGCCACCAAGCUCAUGUUAAGGGGAAGGGAUAUUAUAUCACCAAAUCUACAGUAUAUGUGCUGGGUAAACCUGUCAUGUUUUCUGAGAUACACAGGUCAGUGUGAUAAUAAGUGUGUGAAAUAUACAACUACAGUGUAUGUGCCUUUGUACUAGUUACAAUAAUGUAAUAUGUGUAUGUUGUUUUUAUUGUAUAUAAGUAACAAAAAUGUCAAUGAACACAGAGCCUUCUAAACGGCAAGAAAAGGUCCAUGCAAACAUCUACUGUGAACUGUAUAAUUUGUGUCUCUUGAACCAUAAUUAACAUUGUAUUGUGUCAAAUGUACAACCCUUAUCAAGAUAUGCUAUGAAUUAUAUGUUUUCCAGUCACUCUUCAUUUGAUAUAACAGAAUAAUGAAAGCCAGACAGUAAUGGUAGUCUUCUUAGUGUGAAAACAAAACAUAUAUUCAGUUAAGGUCAUGCUCAAGUUGAACAUGGGAAAGCCAGGAGUUGAGUUUUCAUCACAUUGUAGUAAUUUGAACAUGCAUUUGAUUGUUUGUCAUACAAUCAAAACUUGCUGUUUUUUUCUCCUGACAUUUCUGUUUGCAACAGUAAUGGAGACAAGGACAUAGACUGAGUAACAAGCAUUGAUAUAGGCAGUUCUACUGCCACUCUGUGGCUGGGUUUGAUAAAUGCAGGUGCAAAGGAAUUCUCUCUGAUUGAUAAUUGCGUAGUUUUUACUUCAAAUUGUAGUUUUAGUUAUUAAAACUCAUCCAGACCCAUCAUAUUAUCAACUAAUAUGGUCUGAAUAUUACAAUGAACAGAAUAGUGAAAAACAAAUCAAGGUGACGUUCAUGUAAAUACUGGUACUGUACUUCAAUACUGUUUCCUGAAGUGUUUUCCUAAUGACCAGAGAGUACAGAUGUAGGAUCUUAAUUGGAUCACCGUGUUGCAUGAGAAUGUAUAGUGUAUUGGACAUAUUUGAGGUUUAAGAAGGCUUCUGAAGUUUGUAAUUUCCACUUUGAAAUUUCAGAUUGAUUUUCCCUUUCUAAAAAUGUGUCAACCCCUGCAAUCUUCUUUUCAUGAAUUAGAAUUCACAUUUCCUGUUGCUGCAGGAUUAUUUUCCUGCUGUAGCAAACUGGCUCAAAUUAAGAUCCUACAUCUGUAAGCCUAUGUGUGAUCUUUUCUUUCCUCUUAGAAUAUAUGAUUUCCUGUAGAUGCUACCGUACUGUAAAUACUACCAUACCGAUUGUGUGUCA